AUGGCCUCAUCUCCUGAGCACGAUUUCGUUUCGAAAUUCCUUACUUUAGCAACUAUUUCGGAUCCAGCUUUGCCAGCUGACUAUAAGAAGCCCUUACAACAAGUUACAAACUUAGGUGUUGCACUACCUCCCCUCAGGUACAAGUACGAUCCAAACAGGGCAAGAAAAGCUUCUGGAAAUGACAAGAAGGACUCACCUAUUAAACUUACGCUAAAGAGCGUCAGGCCUCCAAAAUUUUCUGUAGAAUGCCAGUUCGCUCGUAAUAACACGGUCUCUCAGGUUAAGCAGAAGCUGAUCGAAGAUGGGAAAGUCCAAAGUGUUGAGCAACUGAAGCUGCUACUUAAGGGUAAAGUGCUACAUGACAGUGAACUUUUGUCCGGUCUGAUUGAAGAUAAGGCAACCAUCAAUGUAUUGAUCUCUAAAGCUGCCUCAUCAGCCGAGGCUACUCCGCCAUUGGAUUCAAGCCCUGAUCCUGUUACUAUACAGGUUCCUUGGCAUGAAAUAGAAAGUACCCUUCGUAUGAGUUUUGUCGAUCCUGCGCAAGUCGCCAAGACUCUUGAUAGAUUGAAAAGAGGUUGGGAGUUGACGGAGUGA
This is a messenger RNA of Torulaspora delbrueckii, 594 nucleotides long. It is a transcript of the gene MDY2, whose product is annotated as Mdy2p. The record is from RefSeq and is a predicted model, not a curated record. Gene Ontology annotation, biological process: post-translational protein targeting to endoplasmic reticulum membrane. The transcript has a single exon. The coding region runs from base 1 to 594 and encodes 197 amino acids. Gene Ontology annotation, molecular function: protein binding. Lineage: Eukaryota; Fungi; Ascomycota; Saccharomycetes; Saccharomycetales; Saccharomycetaceae.